AUGGACCAGCAGCAAUCGCCAAAUACACCAGACAAACCAAUGCGUCGUCAUACAAUCGAUGUUCAUACAUUAUCAAUGCCACCUCGCUACGAUUUUGUUUUACCAUCAUACAGUAGAGAUCGACGUGUAUCAUCAAUAACAACAACUGUACCAUCGUCAACUGUCAUCAAUGAGAAUUCUACAAAUGUUAACAUACCAAUUCCGGAACAAACUGCAUCAUCAUUCGAAAGAGAAGAUAACCAAAAAGAUCAUUAUUCAACUAUACAAGAGCGACAUAUAUCUGGUUCAUCGCAUGAUGAACGUGUUGAACGACAUAAACGAUGGACUCUAAUACUUAUUAAAACAACCCUUAUUUCCAACAUUAUUCUUGUGUUUGGAAAAAUAUUUUCUGCUAUUAUUUCUAAAUCAUUAUCAAUUGCAUCAUCAGCAAUUGAUAGUACAAUCGAUUUAAUGUUAAAUUUUGCUAUUUGGUGGGCGGCUAGAGCUAUAAGAAAACGAAAUCCAUUCCUCUAUCCGCAAGGACGAACUCGACUUGAACCUAUUAUCAUUAUUAUACUUAGUGUUGUCAUGUGUGCUGCUAGUCUUCAAGUUAUUUUAGAAGGAGUUCGUUCAGUUAUUGAAGAUGUUAACUAUUUUCGUAAUGUUAGUGGUUAUGCAUAUGAAAAACCGCCGGUUGAUAUCAAUCCUGCAGCAAUAUCAAUUAUGUGUAUAACGAUUGUCAUUAAAAUUAUAUUGUCUGUAUUAUGUUAUCGAGUUUCGACACCAACAAUGUCAGCACUUGCUGCUGAUCAUCGAAAUGAUGUUGUUGCAACCGUAGUAGCAUUAGUAUUUGGAAUUAUUGGUGCUAUAGUAAUCAGUUUAUAUAUCAUUAUUUGUUGGAUUCCUCAAGUUCGUCUUCAUAUUCGUAAUCUAACUGGUUAUACAGCACCGGCUCAAUUUCUUCAACAAUUAACUUGGAUAGCAUUUCAUCAUUCACCGCUUAUAAGCAAAAUAGAUACAGUACGAGCAUAUCAUUUUGGUACACAUUUUCUUGUUGAAAUAGAUGUUCUUCUUCCUGAUGAUUUACGUCUUGGUGAAGCAGUUCAUGUUGGUAUUGGUCUCGAACAAAAAAUUGAAGCAUUACCAGAUGUUGAACGUGCUUUUGUUCAUUUAAAUUGUGAACCUGCGAGUGCUAAUCAUUGUAGUAGUACUGAUGAUCAAGAUCAUCAGUUAGUUGCUGCUGUCAAUCGACGGCACCACAAGGUUGUUUGA
Rotaria sp. Silwood2 is the source of this 1251-nucleotide messenger RNA. NCBI's taxonomy places the organism in Eukaryota, Metazoa, Rotifera, Eurotatoria, Philodinida, Philodinidae. The record is from the annotation of a GenBank genome assembly.